AUGCCCCCCGCGCAAUUCGCCCCCUGGGCGUCGACCGUCGCGGCGACGGCCAAGCACCUCAAGACGUCCGUCGCGAAGGGCCUGACGACCGCCGCGGCGUCCAAGGCCCGCGCCGUCCACGGCCCCAACGAGCUCGCCAAGGAGGACCCGACGCCCCUCUGGCGGCUCGUCCUCGAGCAGUUCGACGACGUCCUCGUCAAGGUGCUCCUCGCGGCGGCGGCCGUGUCCUUCGGCCUCGCGUACUUCGGCGGCGACGGCGACGAGGGGUUCGCGGCGUUCGUCGAGCCCGCGGUCAUCGUGCUCAUCCUCGUGCUCAACGCCGUCGUCGGCGUCUGGCAGGAGUCGAACGCGGAGCGCGCGCUCGAGGCGCUCAAGGAGCUCCAGAGCGAGCACGCGAAGACGUACCGCGACGGCGCGCUCGUCCCGGACCUCCCAGCCGCGGACCUCGUGCCCGGCGACGUCGUCGAGCUCGUCACCGGCGACCGCGUGCCCGCGGACCUGCGGCUCGUCGCCUGCCACAGCGCGACGGUCCGCCUCGACCAGGCGUCCCUCACGGGCGAGUCCGACGCCGUGGCGAAGCACGCGGACGCGCUCUGCGGCGCCGGCGACGAGAUCCAGGCCAAGGAGUGCAUGCUCUUCUCCGGCACGGCCGUCGCCGCCGGGUCCUGCGUCGGCAUCGUCACGGCGACGGGCGCGUCGACGGAGAUCGGGCGGAUCCACGGCGCGAUCGCGGACGCGGCCGAGGAGCAGGACGACACGCCCCUCAAGAAGAAGCUCGACGCCUUCGGCGUCACGCUGACCCAGGUCAUCGGCGUCGUCUGCCUCCUCGUCUGGCUCAUCAACUACGCCCACUUCGUGUCCUUCGACGACGACGGCGUCCACUUCUCCUUCUCCAAGUGCACGUACUACUUCAAGAUCGCCGUCGCGCUCGCCGUCGCCGCGAUCCCCGAGGGCCUGCCGACGGUCAUCACGACGUGCCUCGCCCUGGGCACGCGCAAGAUGGUCAAGAAGAACGCCAUCGUCCGCAAGCUGCCCUCCGUGGAGACGCUCGGCUGCACGACGGUCAUCUGCUCCGACAAGACGGGCACGCUCCUGUGCACGCUCACGACGAACCAGAUGUCGUGCGUCGCCGUCGUGCUGCCCGGCGCGUCCGCGCGGGCCAAGCCCCGCGCCCUCGACGUCGCCGGCACGUCCUACGACCCGCGCGACGGCGGGUUGGCGCUCUCGAGCGCCGACGGCUCCCUCGACGCGCUCUGCGACGUCGCGGCCCUCUGCAACGCGGCGUCGCUCCGCGUCGGCGGCGACGGCCGCGUCGAGGCCGUCGGCGCGCCGACGGAGGCCGCGCUGCUGCCCCUCGUGGAGAAGGCCGACGGCCCCCCGGGGCCCUUCGGCCCGUCGACGGCCGUCGACGCGCGGCGCGCGGCGAAGCCGCGAUCCGCGCUCCUCGACUUCGACCGCGACCGCAAGUCCAUGUCCGUGCUCGUGGACGCCGGCGGCGCGAACGCGCUCUACGUCAAGGGCGCGACGGAGUCGGUCCUCGACCGCUGCGCGUUCCUGCGCCUCGGCGACGGGUCGACGCCGCCGCUGACGGCCGCGCGGCGGAAGCAGCUCGACGCCGAGGCCGCGCGGCUCUCGGGCGGCGCGCUCCGCGUGCUCGCGCUCGCGGAGAAGCGGUCGGGCCUCGGCGCCCUCGCGACCUACGGCACGAAGAAGGCGACGAAGAAGGACGCCGCCGCGGCCGCGAAACUCCUCGAGGACGUCGAAGGCUACGCGGCCGUCGAGUCGGGCCUCACGUUCGUCGGGCUCGUGGGCCUCCGGGACCCGCCGCGGCCCGAGGUGCCCGGCGCCAUCGAGGCCUGCGGCCGCGCCGGCGUCCGCGUCAUCGUCAUCACGGGCGACAACAAGCUCACGGCCGAGGCCGUCUGCGCGUCCAUCGGCGUCCUCGACGGCCCCCCCGACGACGCGUCGUCGAUCACGGGCGCGGCCUUCGCGAGGCUGGCCAGGGCGGACCAGAAGGCGUUCCUCGGCGGCUCCGGCGGCCGCGUCUUCUCGCGCGCGGAGCCCACGCACAAGCAGGACAUCGUGCGCCUCCUCAAGGAGCGGGGCGACGUCGUCGCCAUGACGGGCGACGGCGUCAACGACGCGCCCGCGCUCAAGCUCGCGGACAUCGGCAUCGCCAUGGGCAUCACGGGCACGGAGGUCGCCAAGGAGGCGAGCGACAUGGUCCUCGCCGACGACAACUUCUCGUCCAUCGUCGCGGCCAUCGCGGAGGGCCGCGCGAUCUACACGAACAUGAAGGCGUUCAUCCGCUACAUGAUCAGCUCGAACGUCGGCGAGGUCGCGUCCAUCUUCCUCACGGCGGCCCUGGGCUUCCCCGAGGGCCUCAUCCCCGUGCAGCUCCUCUGGGUGAACCUCGUCACCGACGGCCCGCCCGCGACGGCGCUCGGCUUCAACCCGCCGGACGCGGACAACAUGGUCCUGCCGCCGCGGCGGGCCGACGACGCGCUCCUCACGCCCUGGAUCCUCGUGCGCUACUUCGUCGUCGGCGCCUACGUCGGUGUGGCCACCGUCGGCGUCUUCGCGGUCUGGUUCACGCGGACGUCGUUCCUCGGCAUCGACCUAAGCCGCGACGGCCACUCGACGGUGACGCUCGGCCAGCUCGCGACCUGGGGCGACUGCGAGGCCUGGGACGGCUUCGACGUGGCCACGUCCUACGCGACGCUCACGGGCGAGGUCUCCUUCGACACGCCCUGCGACUACUUCCGCGCCGGCAAGGUCAAGGCGUCGACGCUGUCGCUGAGCGUGCUCGUGUCCAUCGAGAUGUUCAACGCGCUCAACGCGCUCAGCGAGGACUGCUCGCUCGUGUCGCAGCCGCCCUGGGUGAACCCCUACCUCCUCGCGGCCAUGGCCCUCAGCUUCGGCCUCCACUUCCUCGUCAUGUACGUGCCGGCCCUCGCGGCCGUCUUCCACGUCGUGCCCCUCGACGGCCGCGAGUGGCUCCUCGUCCUCGCCUUCUCCGUCGCCGUCGUCGCCAUCGACGAGGUCCUCAAGUUCGUCGGCCGCGAGUUCGUCAACAAGGCCGCCAAGCAGAAGCGCGACUAG
Aureococcus anophagefferens is the source of this 3102-nucleotide messenger RNA. RefSeq lists its product as hypothetical. Gene Ontology annotation, biological process: calcium ion transmembrane transport; intracellular calcium ion homeostasis. Gene Ontology annotation, molecular function: P-type calcium transporter activity; ATP hydrolysis activity; ATP binding. Bases 1 to 3102 code for a protein of 1033 amino acids. The record is from RefSeq and is a predicted model, not a curated record. The transcript has 2 exons. Gene Ontology annotation, cellular component: membrane. Lineage: Eukaryota; Pelagophyceae; Pelagomonadales; Pelagomonadaceae.